Drosophila subobscura is the source of this 2030-nucleotide messenger RNA. RefSeq names its product organic cation transporter protein (gene Orct). NCBI's taxonomy places the organism in Eukaryota, Metazoa, Arthropoda, Insecta, Diptera, Drosophilidae. The transcript has a single exon. The record is from RefSeq and is a predicted model, not a curated record. Gene Ontology annotation, molecular function: transmembrane transporter activity. Gene Ontology annotation, cellular component: membrane. Gene Ontology annotation, biological process: transmembrane transport. Bases 344 to 2014 code for a protein of 556 amino acids.
GCGGUUGAUCGAGCGCUUUCCACAUCAGAAAAAUCAACAAAUCAGCAUCGGCUGGCAUCGGUUGACAUCGGUUUCAGAGUGUGUUGUGUACGGGGAGGCUGGAGGUGCUGUAACUGCAGCCAGAGCUUGGCCUCAUUUGUGUGUCAAGUAUUCAGCUAGAUUGUUGCACAAUCAAAACGGGUUCAAGCGGGCGCACUUGCCGUAUACGCAACGCAAAGCUAGCUGAAAGUUGCGCAUACGUCACGGCGUCGCAUUGGAUGGCGCGACCAUUGAUCCGCGCCACAAAUCAUACGACACUCAAGCACUUCAUAGGCACUAACGUGGCCCAGAGCCAAUCAGCAGCAUGGGAUACGACGACGUCAUCACCCACCUGGGCGAAUUCGGUCGCUACCAGAAGCGAAUCUACUAUCUGCUCUGUCUGCCGGCCAUUGUCUGUGCCUUCCACAAGCUCGCCGGUGUCUUCCUCUUGGCCACGCCCGACACACGCUGCCAGCUGCCACACGAGGAUGCGGCCACAGCGAAGUUCGCCUCGCUGCCGCUGGACAAGUGGCCCCUGGCCUAUCCCCUGGACAGUGUGACCGGCAAGGCCCAGACCUGCGAGUACUACGAUGUGGCCUACAGCGCGGACUACCUCAAUGGCAGCGAGCCCUACACACAGAACGGAACAGUGGCCUGCUCCACGGGCUUCCUCUACGACCAGAGCAAGUACCUCAACAGCGCCGUCACCGAGUGGAAUCUCGUCUGCGGACGUGGCUUCAUGGCAGCCACCAGUGAUUCCCUCUUCAUGCUGGGCGUGCUGCUGGGCAGCUUCAUCUUCGGCCAGAUGUCGGACAAGCUGGGGCGCAAGCCCACCUUCUUCGCCUCGCUGAUCCUGCAGCUGAUCUUCGGCGUGCUGGCUGCCGUGGCGCCCGAGUACUUCAGCUACACGAUCUCCCGCAUGAUCGUGGGCGCCACCACAUCGGGCGUCUUCCUGGUGGCCUACGUGAUCGCCCUGGAGAUGGUUGGAUCCUCGUAUCGACUCUUUGCCGGCGUCGCCAUGCAGAUGUUCUUCUCCGUGGGCUUCAUGCUGACGGCGGCCUUUGCCUACUUCAUCCACGACUGGCGCUGGCUGCAGAUCGCCCUCACGCUGCCAGGACUGCUCUUCGUCUGCUACUACUGGAUCAUUCCGGAGUCUGCGCGCUGGCUGCUGCUCAAGGGGCGCAAGGACGAGGCCUUUGUGAUCAUCGAGAAGGCUGCCAAGGAGAACGGGGUGCGCAUACCCAGCGAGAUCUACGAGCAGCUGGUGGAGGAGGUGGCCGAAAAGAAGAAACAGGACGAACUAGCGGCCGACCAGCCGGCGGCCACAGUGUUCGACCUUCUGCGGCAUCCGAAUCUGCGCCGGAAGACGCUGCUCAUCUUCUUCGAUUGGUUCGUCAACAGCGGCGUCUACUACGGCCUGUCGUGGAACACCAACAAUCUGGGUGGCAAUCAGCUGCUCAACUUUAUGAUCUCUGGCGCCGUCGAGAUUCCCGCCUACGUGCUGCUCCUCUUCACUCUGAAUCGCUGGGGCAGGCGAUCGAUCCUCUGCGGCACCAUGCUGAUCGCUGGAGUGUCGCUUCUCCUCACCAUCGCCGUGCCCAGCGGCAAGACCUGGAUGAUUGUGGCCUGUGCAAUGGUUGGUAAGCUGGCCAUCACGGCCUCCUAUGGCACCAUCUACAUCUUUUCGGCGGAGCAGUUCCCGACAGUUGUGCGGAAUGUGGGUCUGGGCGCCUCCUCCAUGGUGGCCCGAGUGGGCGGCAUACUGGCGCCGUAUCUGAAGCUACUCGGAGAGAUCUGGCAGCCAUUGCCAUUGAUCAUCUGUGGGGCACUCUCGCUGACGGCUGGACUACUCUCGCUGCUGCUGCCCGAGACGCUGAACAAGCCCAUGCCGGAGACCAUCGAAGAUGGCGAGAACUUUGGCAAGAAUCAGGAUCCGUCACUCAGUGCAGAGGGUGGCAGCAAUCAAGAGCUCAAGGAGAUGCUCAAUCAAAGCUAGCUGCCACUUGUCACAG